This is a messenger RNA of Hibiscus syriacus, 521 nucleotides long. RefSeq lists its product as uncharacterized. Bases 140 to 472 code for a protein of 110 amino acids. The record is from RefSeq and is a predicted model, not a curated record. Gene Ontology annotation, cellular component: mitochondrial large ribosomal subunit. NCBI's taxonomy places the organism in Eukaryota, Viridiplantae, Streptophyta, Magnoliopsida, Malvales, Malvaceae. The transcript has 2 exons.
UAGUGCUUUGAAAAAGCAGAGCUAGCAUAACAAUCCAGCUCUGGAAUCUCUACUAAGAAAGACGAAAGGAGAAGAUGUUGAAUUUCUCUCGAAAGUAAAGAUCGAGUUCAAUGCACUGACCCCACGCAUAGCUUCAUGCAUGGAGUUCUUAGCCCAGUGCAACGCCCGCCAAGCCAAAGAGUCGAACCCUCCUGCCACUCCAGGUCAAGCGCCGUACGGACGAUCACCCUCCCCAAAUCACAGUUACUUUCGUCAACGGAGUGAGGAAGUUUUCGAUGCCAACAUCGACUCCUGCUCAAACCGUACGGAACAUGAUCCUCGAAAAAGGCAGUUCCUUGAGACCGAGCAAAUGUUCCGUGAUGCAGGCGAGAAGUGGCCCGUUAUUAUACCCGAGGAGGAGCUUCACCAAUCGUUUCCUGGAUCCAAGCCAGGAAAGCAGAAGAGAAGAAACAGUAACUCAACUCUGUCUUGACCUCAGCCCAUCUUACUGGAUGUCACUUUGGAAGAAAUAAUGUGCCAUU